CACACUAAGUUCAUCGCCACGCUACAUCUUGGCAAAGUUCUUUACUUCUUUUUGCAAAGUAGGUUGCCAAGAAACGAUUUCUGCCCGUAGGCGCAAACGUAAUGCUGUCCAAGCAUGACGAGAAGCGAGAAGCCAGCGACCUUUUACCCGUUUUUACAUAAAGAAGUUGCUCCCACACGUUAGUCUCGAAUACGACGGAUAUUGUGGAUACAUUUUUUGUUUAAAAUGUGUUCUUGUUAAGAUCAUCAUGUUGUGCACUGCCAUCGAAGCUCUUUCUAUUACCUGAAGAAAUUUUCUAAAAGUACAAAGAAGCAACAUGAAAUUUUCUUUGUAUGGGAAAUAUGAGGCAUAGGUGUACUGUUAUCUUUUCUAUACUAUCAUGAGAGAAGAAGAUUUUGAAAUUGCUAUUAAGGUGGUUGUGGUGGGAAAUGGCGCUGUUGGGAAAUCUAGCAUGAUCCAGCGUUACUGCAAGGGCAUAUUUACCCACGCAUAUAAGAAAACAAUUGGUGUAGAUUUUUUGGAAAGACAAAUUGAUUACAAUGGCGAAGAUGUGAGAUUGAUGAUAUGGGAUACAGCUGGUCAAGAAGAAUUUGAUGCCAUAACAAAAGCUUACUACAGAGGAGCUCAAGCAUGCAUUUUAGUGUUUUCUACUGUAGAUAGGGAUUCAUUUAAAGCAAUAGAAUCAUGGAAGAGAAAGGUUGAAAAUGAAUGUGGAGAAAUCCCUACUGUUAUAGUCCAAAACAAAAUUGAUCUGAUUGAUCAAGCAACUGUAUCUAAAGACGAGGCUGAACUUCUUGCCAGGAGGUUAAAGUUAGACUUUUUUAGAAUUUCUGUGAAAGAAGAUUAUAAUGUGUCUGAAGUGUUUCGUCAUUUGGUGAAGAAGUACUUGGAAUUAACAAAUGAACCAGUUGAAGAGUUCACGCCCAAUAUACAUUCUUUAGGAAACCAUGACUAUGAUGGUUACCCUCCACAAAAUAUGUACAUGAGAUCAUCAUAUACUAAUGCCACAAAUGGAACUAUUUCUUUACAUAAACCAAAACGAAGUAAAAGUGGCAAAAAACACUUUUUCCGGAGUUGUCGUCUGCUGUAAUACCGUCAACAAGUGUAAAAUUGUUUUUAUAUUUAUUUGCUUUUCUGUAUAUGAAAUGUUGUAACAUUUUCGAUAUGGUAUUUCCUCCCUUUUAAUUUGUAGAAAAAUUAUGUUGUUGAUUUUUUUUAAUUGUUGUAAUUCUGACGAGCUUUUAUAUAUACUGUGUUUUCAUAUCUUAAUACUAUACUUAAUUUUAAGUCUACUAAAUUUUCAUAAAAAAAAAAUCUUAUUAAAAUUUUGUUAGUAAAUUUUUUAUUUUUCAAAUUAUUUUGCUUAAAUAUGUGAUUGAUUGAAGGUAAAGAGGCAAUAAAUGUCCUCUAAUUGAUAAUUCCUUCAAACAAUAAAUUGUUUCGUUUGGAUAAUAUAAAGCUAUUAGAAAUGAGCACUCAAAGUAAAUCAAUCAUAAUAUUUAAUAUUCAUUUGAAAAUUCUGAAAUUUCAAAAUUCUUCCUUCUUCCUCUAUGGAAUUAAAAAAAUAAAUAAAAUAAACCUAUGUAACCAGCAUUGGAAGCUGGUUCUGAACAUUUGGAAAGCUGAUGCUAAAAGUAUAAUAAAUAUGACCAUGCAAAGUAUUAGUUAUUGUGUUUUCUUACUGAAUCAUAAUAAGAAAAUUUUUAUUAUCCCUUUUAUUCUGGUAUAUUGAACAAAUACUAUAUAAUUGUGAAUAUUUUUUUUUUAUCAUUUUACUUCAAUGUAAAUGUCUGUAAAAAGAUUUUACUCUAAUUUUCUUUUGUUGUAUUAUAAAUUGUUUUUUUUCUCAAUUUUUUUUGUUUGAUAUAAUAAUUGUUGACAAAUUUUCAAGUUAAGAAAAGUAUAUAUUUGUAAUUUUCAACCAAAUGAAAAAUUCUGAACCGUCCUAAGCUUUUUGUAAUAUUUGUCUUGAAAGUUAUGCUUAUAAAGUUGGUGUAUUAUUUUCAAAGUGAUUUUUAAUAUAUAUUUAUAUUAAAAAUAAAGUUAUCAAGUGUACUUACUCAAAACCUUAUAGUGUAUUUAUAAGAAAAUUUCACUAGUGUAUAAUGUCUCUAGCUUUUUCACUUUAUCUCAGACACAAGUUAACAAUUUAUACAAUUAUACAAGGUGUUUGAUGUAAAUAAAUAUUUAAGUAACAUUUAACUCUUAAGUAGAUAUUGAUGAGAUGUCGGCUAUUUCUAUGUUUCUGAGGUAGUUUAAUAAUCAUGCUUUUGUCCAAUCUUUUAGAGACAUCCAAGUUUUAUACUUUUUUAUACCAAGAAAAUGAUACUAAGAUCACUUUAUGGAUGAGUUUUCUGUUUUGUUUAAACACAUGAAUUUCUGGUAUACCGAUUUUUGACUUAAUCGUUUGUUUGUGGAUAUCUUGAUUUUUCCCCCAUAAAAGCCAUUAUGUUGCCUACACUUUCAAUUUUGGCCCAAACUAUUUUGGAAAAUUAGAACUUUCAUUUAUUGCUGUAUGUAAGUAAAACAUUUAAAGAUUAAAAAAAAAAUGGUUUUGGUUUAAUAACUUUUUGAAAAAAUGCUGAAUAUGUGCAUAUUUUUACAGGUUUUGGAUCUUUAUAAUAUAAACCUCAUUAUAUAGAAUGGUUGUCAUAAUUUCUUCAUUAUUGUUUUGUCUGGCAAUGUAUAAAUCAAAAACUGAGAAUUAAUUUCCUCUUUCAAUUUGAAUUUGAUUAGGAUACCAAGCAGUCAGAUAAACUAAGAGUGAAAUGACUCACUAUUAGUUUAGACAAAUGGUUUUGGUGAUUGUUUUAAUGUCAAAUUCUAGUAAAUUAUAUUCGUUGGGUUAGAGACAAAACAGAAAUCUUAUUCAUAAUGACGUAGAAAUUGCUGUAACAGAAAAUAAAGCAUAAGUUUAUUCACCCUUUUUCAAUGUAGAUUAUUACUGAAAUUUGUUAAAAAAAUUUUUGCCAUCUGUCUAUUUGAAUGACUUACAUAUAUUUAUUUAAUGAAUACAAUGUUUAAAACUGAUUUUAUUUAAGGAGAAAAAUAAGAAACCGUCCAUUUUAUUUUUCUUUUGUAAAAAUAAGUGUACUUAAGCUUUCGUCAACACAAGAAUCUGUGCGAGUUCUGCAAUAUUGUAAAAUAUUGCUAUAUCUUGUAUUGCAAAAUGUACAAUUAUAUAAUAAAAGAUUUUCAUGUUGA
Molecule: messenger RNA, 3204 nt
Organism: Argiope bruennichi
Lineage: Eukaryota; Metazoa; Arthropoda; Arachnida; Araneae; Araneidae
Gene: Rab23
Product: ras-related protein Rab-23-like
Exons: 9
Coding region: 380-1090 (236 amino acids)
Molecular function (GO): GTPase activity; GTP binding
Source: RefSeq, a predicted model, not a curated record